UCCCGUCUCCCCCCAAAAAAGUUUGAGUCGCCGCUGCCGGGUUGCCAGCGGAGUCGCGCGCCGGGAGCUACGUAGGGCAGAGAAGUCAUGGCUUCUCCGUCCAAAGGCAAUGACCUGUUUUCGUCUGAUGAGGAGGGCCCGGCGAUGGUGGCUGGGCCGGGCCCGGGGCCUGGGGGCGCGGAGGGGGCCGCGGAGGAGCGCCGCGUCAAGGUCUCCAGCCUGCCCUUUAGCGUGGAGGCGCUCAUGUCGGACAAGAAGCCGCCCAAGGAGGCGUCCCCGCUGCCAGCCGAGAGCGCCUCCGCCGGGGCCACCCUGCGGCCGCUGCUGCUGCCGGGACACGGCGCCCGGGAGGCUCACAGCCCCGGGCCGCUGGUCAAACCCUUCGAGACCGCCUCGGUGAAGUCGGAAAACUCCGAAGACGGGGCCGCGUGGAUGCAGGAGCCCGGCAGAUACUCGCCGCCGCCGAGACACAUGAGCCCCACUGCCUGCACCCUGCGGAAACACAAGACCAAUCGGAAGCCACGCACCCCCUUCACCACGUCCCAACUCCUUGCUCUGGAGCGCAAGUUCCGCCAGAAACAGUACCUCUCCAUUGCAGAGCGCGCAGAGUUCUCCAGCUCUCUGAACCUCACAGAGACCCAGGUCAAAAUCUGGUUCCAGAACCGAAGGGCCAAGGCGAAAAGACUGCAGGAGGCCGAACUGGAAAAGCUGAAAAUGGCCGCCAAACCUAUGCUGCCCUCUGGCUUCAGCCUCCCUUUCCCCAUCAACUCCCCCCUACAAGCAGCAUCCAUAUACGGAGCGUCCUACCCUUUCCAUAGACCUGUCCUCCCCAUCCCGCCCGUUGGACUCUAUGCGACUCCGGUUGGAUACGGCAUGUACCAUCUGUCCUAAGGAAGGCCAGCUCCAUAGACUCCACGAUGGAUGGAUGUGUGUUUAAAUGGGUCCCCCCCCUCCAAGAAGGCAGUAGCAAGCCACUACUCCUGCUCCGCAAAAGGGGCCACCGACAUAGUUCGAAUUUCUUUAGGCUGGAGGCACCGAGUCCCAUUUUCUUGGUGCCAUCUUCUAGAUGCCUCCCCCUACCCCCCUUCACAAAGAUUGGCUCUGAUGGUUUUUAUAUAUAAAUAUAUAUGUAAUAAAAGAUAAUACAUUUUUUUAUACAGCAGACGUAAAAAAUUCAGAUUAUUUUGAAAGGCAAAAUUUAUAUGCAUAGUAUCUACUUUUUCCCCUAUAUAUCUCCUUCCUAAAAGAGUCUAAUAUGUCCAUUUGUCUUUUCUCAGAGGAGGCCCACCUGAUUUGCUAAAAUUGCUGACAAUUUGGUGAUUUUUGAUGAUAUGAUUGCCUUGUGCUUAUGGAAAACAAAGAUUAGAAUUAGAAACACGCAUAGGAAUGAGAUAAUGGAGAGACUCCUCAAAAUGACAGGGACACAUCACGUUUUGGCAUUUUUACAUGCGUUAAAAAAACUGAUUAGGUGCUACCAUAUUCGUCCCUAUAUUUCCCCCUCUUUACACAUUGUUACAGAUUGUUAAAGUUUUAACUUUUUUUUUGUAAGAUCAUUUAAAGGGGGUUGGGGAGAUGAGAUGAGUCCUAAGGAUACCUUGGGGUAAGGUGGGGCUUGGAAGUACUUCCUAAUUCCUCCUCAGGCUGUUGCUUAACUCCAUUUCAGAUAAUUGGAGAGUACAAAGUUAAAGCCUGUCGGCGGAAUUGAUGGCUUCUGUG
Molecule: messenger RNA, 1716 nt
Organism: Hyaena hyaena (striped hyena)
Lineage: Eukaryota; Metazoa; Chordata; Mammalia; Carnivora; Hyaenidae
Gene: MSX2
Product: msh homeobox 2
Exons: 2
Coding region: 88-891 (267 amino acids)
Biological process (GO): regulation of transcription by RNA polymerase II; embryonic morphogenesis
Cellular component (GO): nucleus
Molecular function (GO): RNA polymerase II transcription regulatory region sequence-specific DNA binding; DNA-binding transcription factor activity, RNA polymerase II-specific
Source: RefSeq, a predicted model, not a curated record